UGAGGGCUGGCAAUAACCAUCAUUUUGUUUAGGGACUGGUUUGGUUUUGCUGUUUGGAGGCCACACCCAGCCGUGCUCAGGACCGACCCUGGCUCUGCACUCAGGGAUCACUCCUGGCGGUGCUCAGGAGACCACGGGGGUUCCGGAGAAUGCCAGUUACAGGAACCGUCCCGGUACGUGACGCAGAACAUGGCCGAGGAGGAGGAGGAGGACUAUAUGUCCGACAUCUUCGUGAAUGUCCAGGAGGACGUCAGGCCCGGGCUGCCCAUGCUCAGGCACGUCCGGCAGGCCCGGCAGAAGGAGGAGAAGCAGCAGGAAGCCAACCUGAAGAACAAGCAGAAGAGCAUCAGAGAGGAGGAAAGGGAGAGGCGCGACCUCGGGCUGAGGAGCGCGCUGGGCAGCGAGAACAAGGGCUUCGCGCUGCUGCAGAAGAUGGGCUACAAGAGCGGCCAGGCGCUGGGCAGGAGCGGUGAUGGUAUUGUCGAACCAAUCCCUCUUACUCUCAAAACCGGGAAAAGCGGCAUCGGGCACGAGGCGCUGCUGAAGCGGAAGGCGGAGCAGAGGCUGGAGAGCGCCCGGCGGAAGGCCCGGCUGCAGAGCCUGGCCGCGGAGCACGCCGAGGAGCAGUUCCGAAUGCGCCUCAAGACGAAGCAGGAUGAAGCGAAGCUCGAGGGGGACCUGCGGAGGAGCCAGCGGGCCUGCCAGCAGCUGGACUCGCAGAAGCAAAUCCAGGUCCCCAAGGAGCCCUGGUACUGGCUGAGGCCGGAAGACGAGACCGAGGAGGAGGAGGAGGAAGAGAAAGAACAAGAUGAAGAUGAAGUUCAGAGUGAUGAGCUGAGCGUGCUGGAGAAGCUGCAGGCCCUGACCGGCUACCUCCGGGGCGAGCACCGGUACUGCGUGUGGUGCGGCACGGCCUACGAGAGUGAGUCAAGAAGACCUUUCGUCCAACUGCCCGGGGCCGUCCUCUGCCGCCCACGACGACUGAGUCUCCGAGAGAGGCGGCCUGACGAGUGUGGUUCCCCGAGACAGACAAAGUCCUUCCCCGGUGUCUCAUGCAGUCGCGUGUUUGAUUCCGUUUGUACUUUUGGAGAACCUCGUACUCGAGACCGAGUGUCCGCCCGGAGCCGGUGGUGGUGUGUGCGCUGUCCGUGCAGGACGGGGCUCGGCAGGUGGCAGGGAGGCUGGGCUGGGGCGGGCACACCUCUGCCUCCUGAGCUCGAGAGUGCCCGGGCGCUCGUCUCCCAGAAUCCCCAGCAGAGAGCCUGAGGUGCAGAGAGUGGCACCCUAGAGCCGGUGGCCCGGGGAGCCGGAAUAAUUCCCCGUCCCUCCGCAGACGCACACGGGAGGGAGGGCCCCCUGCAGUGAGACCGUGGGCAGGGACACUAGUCCAGAGACACCACUGAAGUCCAGUCAGUCCGAGGCUGACCGCGCCGAGCCUACAGUGGCAGGGCGGGAGACACAGCAGCACUCGUCUCCCCGCCGCCGCCUCUGACCCCCAGAGCCCUGCAGGGACAGCCCCGAGCCAGGCGGAAGCCCUGAGCACCCGGGUGUGGCCCAGAACAGCCUUAAUGGCAGCGUGCGUGCGUGUCCGCUGUCACUGAUCCAGUGUUAAAGGCGCUAAAAGAGUCGGGAGGUUUGGUAAAUGUCACGUGACCCGACUAACUUCCUGAAUUUCCAAACGUCCUGGCAUUUUUGUGACUUAUCAAUAUGUUUACAAGAUUGGGAUUUACAGAGUUGGCUGCUGUCGUCUAAUACUUCUGGUGUUCAAGAAAUAAAAUCGUGCCAGCGGUCCAAACAAA
This is a messenger RNA of Sorex araneus (European shrew), 1799 nucleotides long. RefSeq names its product G-patch domain containing 11 (gene GPATCH11). The transcript has 9 exons. Gene Ontology annotation, molecular function: nucleic acid binding. NCBI's taxonomy places the organism in Eukaryota, Metazoa, Chordata, Mammalia, Eulipotyphla, Soricidae. The record is from RefSeq and is a predicted model, not a curated record. Bases 190 to 1266 code for a protein of 358 amino acids. Gene Ontology annotation, cellular component: kinetochore.